This is a messenger RNA of Drosophila rhopaloa, 2085 nucleotides long. It is a transcript of the gene Rab30, whose product is annotated as ras-related protein Rab-30. The transcript is spliced from 2 exons. The record is from RefSeq and is a predicted model, not a curated record. Bases 354 to 1031 code for a protein of 225 amino acids. Gene Ontology annotation, biological process: Rab protein signal transduction. Gene Ontology annotation, molecular function: GTP binding; GTPase activity. NCBI's taxonomy places the organism in Eukaryota, Metazoa, Arthropoda, Insecta, Diptera, Drosophilidae. Gene Ontology annotation, cellular component: trans-Golgi network.
UCCAGCACUAAUUCAAUACCAUCACAAGUCGAAAAGCAGCAAAAUUCUGUUGGUAAACAUACGUAAAAAGGGGUCUGGCAAUUAAUGCGCCAGCAUGCAACCAGUUGAUUGCUAUUUCCCAGACACAGAGAGCCCGGCCAAGACCCCUCUGAAUGGAUUUCGGGCUGAUUCGCAGCGAUAAGCGAGAAACGAGCACCUGCUUUUGCCGUUGAGUCAUCAGCUUUUGGCCAUAUAAGCCAAAAAACAAGGCCAUCAGUCGUUAGAACCACCCAUCUUACCACAAAGGUAUUAAUUGAGCCACAGAGCACACACCCCAGUAAACCAAAAACCAACCCGUUUCGGCACUAGCCCCAAUGGAGGACUACAAGUUCCUGUUCAAAAUAGUCCUGGUCGGCAAUGCGGGCGUGGGAAAAACCUGCUUGGUGCGCCGCUUCACGCAGGGCCUAUUCCCACCUGGCCAAGGAGCCACCAUCGGCGUGGACUUCAUGAUCAAAACGGUGGAGGUGGAGGGCGAGAAAAUCAAGUUGCAGAUCUGGGACACCGCCGGCCAGGAGCGGUUCCGCUCCAUCACGCAGAGCUACUAUCGAUCAGCCCACGCUUUGAUCCUGGUCUACGACAUCAGCUGCCAGCCCACCUUCGACUGCCUUCCGGAUUGGCUGCGCGAGAUUCAAGAGUACGCCAACUCUAAGGUGCUCAAGAUUCUGGUGGGAAACAAGACGGACCGGGACGAUCGCGAGAUACCCACCCAGAUUGGCGAGGAGUUCGCCAAACAACACGACAUGUACUUCCUGGAAACGUCCGCCAAGGAGGCAGAGAAUGUGGAGCGGCUGUUCUACGAGAUAGCCGCCGAACUGAUUGGUCAGGCAAGAAGCAAAGACGGUAGUGGUUCCGCUGCUGCGGCGGCAGCCCAGCGGCAGUCGGAGGGCAGCUCCAUCGGCCUGGGGAGCUUCAGUGCCAAGGCAGCGCAGAGCAAUUGCUGCGGCGGACUCGCCAGCGGCGGCGGCGGCUCAAACUCUAGUCAAGCGGGCUGAGCUGCUAACCAAACUGGAAACUGAGCAGCUAUUUAUAUAUAUAACUUCUAGGACUAAUCGUGAUAUUCCAUUGAUCUUUUAUUACCAUCACAAGAUUCCCCAUUCUAUCGACUCCAAUGUAUUGGUUAUCUUAAAGCGGACUAAAACACGAAUCGGGACAUUCCUUUAAUCUUUUGUUAUUGUCAAAGUAACACUCCUAUUAAUUUGUUGUAAGGCGUGUCUCUUAUUGAUUUUACUGAUUAAACAAUUAUUUAGAUAGAUUUCACCAAAAGAAACCUUUCGAUAGAUUUAACAACAAUAAUGGUCCUUAAUUAUUUAACUCAAUUUUAUUAUUUUUUUGGAUUUCUACAUAUCACGAUUAAUAUUUACUUCUGAUUAUAACUCAAGGAUUAAUCGUGGUAUUUAAAUGUAUUUUGUAAUAGUUCAAGCAACAAGCUCUCUCAAUUUAUACAAUUUUGUUUCCUAUAGUGUCACAGAAAAAAGAUUUGAAGCAAAAUGAUUGAAUAGCACUCACUUUAUUUUAUGUUUAACCCCCAGACUUUUAGACUCCGGAGUAUCACGAUUAAGACCUCCUGAAAAACUAGCUGUUAAUGACUAUGGAUGCUAAAUAUUUGUGUUACAAAAACUACAUUGGAAGUGUCGUUUAUAAGCGCCUGAUUUUCUUGAUUAGUAUUAUAGUUACGUAUCGAUCCGAUUGCGGAUCAUUUACCAAGUGAGCAUCACAGCCAAUGCUUCAAAGAAUUUAUGAUAUCAACAAUGCUAUGCACACAAUUAUGUUUUAAUUCGAUUGUGUUUUAAGGAGUUUUUCAUAUUCAUAUUUUAUACAUUGCGUUUUUUGUAUACAGAUUUAUACAAUGUAUGCUUAUUUUUUUGCAAUUAUUUUAAAUAUUAUGAUAAAUGUGCAAUCAUCUGUAAUACAAUUUUUAAAGAGUACUCGUAAUAGUGUUUAAGGAGAUUUUAUGACAUUCCAAAAAUUAAACAUGUAGAAACUAUGGGAUAGGCCAGAAAGAGAAAUGAAAAAAAAAGAAAUAAAAAUAAAAUACUAUUGUAAUAA